Jaminaea rosea is the source of this 2422-nucleotide messenger RNA. RefSeq lists its product as hypothetical. The transcript has a single exon. Gene Ontology annotation, molecular function: DNA-binding transcription factor activity. Bases 377 to 2257 code for a protein of 626 amino acids. Gene Ontology annotation, biological process: regulation of DNA-templated transcription. The record is from RefSeq and is a predicted model, not a curated record. Lineage: Eukaryota; Fungi; Basidiomycota; Exobasidiomycetes; Microstromatales.
CUAUGCGUGAGCGGGCGGAGGUUGACGGUCGCUCGUCGCGGAUCUCGUGCCUUGCUGCAGCUUCCUGGGCGCCACCGAUGGACGGCUGCUGCAGCAAUCAAGUGGCCUCUGCGCUGCGAUGCGACGAAAGGGCCCGAUAGACCUUUCAGCCCCUCGUGCUCAUCGAUCAGCGGAUGAAUGCUCAGCGGAUCAGAUCCACUCAGUGUUGCUGUAAUCGAUGCCAAAGAUAGUCCUUCUUUCUUGGCUCCCUACCACUCACCAUCAAUUCCACCAACGAGGUUAAGGCCAGGCCUACAUAACGUUCGCUGAGGCUUGAGAUUCGCUUGCUCCUCAACCCACGGCUCACCGCAUACACACAGCUCAGGCCAUCAUCAAAAUGCCAGCCCGCGACGCCAACGAGGAUGCCGUUGCCCUUCUGGAGAGACGACGAGCUCAAAAUCGUCAAGCUCAAGCCCGCUUCAGGCAGAAGAAGCUGGCUCAACAAGCAGCAGAAGCCGCUGCCGCUAGCCCCUCGACGCAUCAUCAGGCAGCCGCCAAGAGCAUCGCCACGAAGCGCAGACGCUCAGAUGAGUCGCAGCAGCACGCUAACAACCAAGAAGUCAACUUCAUUGGGGGUGGCAGCAUCAGCAACAGCAGCUCAAGAAGCAGCUUCGGCAGUGGCAGCAAAGGCGAUGCCAACAGCAUGUCACCUGGCGAGUCGGACAAGGCCAGCAGCCCCUCAACGGCAUUCUCAUCGACGUCGCCCUCGUCAGCAUCAGAGGCUUCGAGCAGCACAUCGCCGACCUCCUACUUUGCCAGCCUACCAGGCCAGCAAUCCAGCUCGGCGGAGCAGCCCACCUUCUCGUACCCGUCACCAGCCAAGCCGUCUGAGGCCCCCUUCUUUGACUUUGGCCUGUCACCAUCAGCUGCAAUCGUCAGCGCAGCGCCCUCAGCUGAGAAUCCUGCUCCAUCGUCUCGCACCACCUUUGCCUCCUACGAUGAUCACCUUGGCGACAUCGUCAGCAGCAGCGCGGCCAUGUCCGUCGACAACGAGGUGCAGUUCUUUGCCUCGGUGAUGAGAGAGGCAGAGCAGGAGCAAGAGGAGAUGAGGCGACUACAGCAACAGCAGACCAAUCUUCAGCGUCAAAGACAGCAUCAGCAGCCACAGCAGCAAAAGAUUGCGGCAGACCAGCCGCACAGCGUCCUCGAUCGAAUCUUGGCCGACUUUGGCGUCGCUGGACCGUCCACUCCCAGCUUGCUUUCUGGGCCAACUCAGCAGCAACGCGGCGACCCCAGUCUACUCCCAUCACAGCCGCAGUCUCAACCACAGCCUGCUGCUGCUCAGAACGCCUCCUCCUCCUCCUCCUCUCUCUGUCCCACCCAUACUCACGACUGGUUCGCCGGCUUCAACCAAUGGCAGAUGAUAGAGACCAUAACAAACGAAAGGGGCAUGCUAGCCGUAGUUCUCCUCCUCCUCGAGUCGCCCUCCCUCGAGCACCUCCGCCGCUCCAUCCUCGACCCGCGACGCGGCGUCGUCUUCAACGAGAAGCAUGCGAUGGCCAAAGCCUUCUUCCACAAUGCAGUUUGCUUGGGGUUCUUGGACGACGAUUUGAGGAAGUGCGCGACGCACAGCAACAUCAGUGAGGUGUGGACUCAGAGGUCACUACCCUUUGUUCAGAUGGGGAGCAACAGCACGUCCCUCGUUGCAGGAGGCGCUAUAGGGCGCGCAGAAGACGGGACAGUCUCGCCACUUUCACUCACCCAGAUGCCCGGCACCUCGACAUCAAUAGGCAAGUCCCCUUGGCAGAUCCCCGUCUCUCUCUCGCGCGUGGACGAGGAUCGUCGCCUGACCCGCCUACGAGAGGCGCCCAACAUGUACCCAACAGCUCUCCAGCUUUCACGUCCCCACUCCAUCAUCAUCGAUACUCUCCCCUGGCCCUCUGUCCGCGACGGUCUGAUCCGUCUCCUCGAGCUGGGCGUAGUGGACAACCAUACGCUCAAGUGUGACCUGAUCGGCAAGCCGUUCGAAUGCUCCGGUGAAGGGCACGUCUUUACGCUGCACGGAGACGACCCGAUGGACCCGGAGAGCUGGGAGAUGAGCGAAUAUUGGGCGCAAAAAUACCUCCCGUUGUUGGAUAGGGGUAUGGUUAGGAGGACAAACUUCUGGAGGAGGAUGAAGGGAUUAGACGCGUUGAGGCUGGAUAAGGAGACCGUCGAGAGGGAGGGGGAUAGGACCAUUGUGGAUGCGCUGGCGAAUUUGAGAAUGGCGGGCGUUUGAGCUGGCAGGAGCGACGAGGAGCGACGUAUGUCACACAUCUUUUUUGCUGUACUUUUAUUCAUCUCGAGGCCUUCAAUCCACCAAUCACACAUUUCGUUGAGCGGGCGCAGGAUCACGAUGAUAGUUCGCAUUGACAAGGUCAGAUCGCGAUGGCGACGAUGAUGU